AAAACGCUACUUGGCAGUGACGAAAAGUUUGAGGUUCGAACACUUCCGUGACCGUUGGACGCCAAUUAGUGGGAAACAGCCUUUGUGAGCAAAACCAUUUUGAUGCAGCUUGCAUAAUUUCACAUCACAUUGAUCGGCAUCUAUUGAACAAAUGGAGUGGCGCCAGCAAAGCACUUUCAGCUGUGCGGAUGCCUUCAAUGAAGCUCAACGUUGGAUAGAGGAGGUGACUGGAAAACCUUUUGGCUGCAGCGAUUUCCGAGCUGCUCUUGAGAAUGGAGUUCUGCUUUGCGACCUGAUCAACCAGUUAAAACCUGGCAUCAUUAAGAAACUGAAUCGACUUUCUACUCCCAUUGCUGGCCUGGAUAACGUCAACGUGUUUCUUAAAGCUUGUGAGAAAUUGGGACUGAACGAGUCUCAGCUUUUCCACCCAGGAGACCUGCAGGACCUGUCAACUCGAGCUACACUCAGGAGAAAUGAAAGCAAUCGAAGACUCAAAAAUGUUCUGAUCACGGUGUACUGGUUAGGUCGCAAGUCCCACUUAGAUGACUUCUACAGUGGUCCUCAGCUCAACUUCAAGGCCUUUGAAGGACUGUUGGGAUUGGCUCUGUCCAAGGCUCUAGAUGAAGGCACUAAUGUUUUUGUGAAAGAUGGCAGCUGUUGUCAUCCAGGGAGGUGGCCGAGCUAUAAGAGGGAGAAUUCAGUGGACAGCAUCGACUCUGCGGAAUCCCGAGCCAUCCAUACAAACAGUGAAGGUUGUGGAAGUGAUGCAGAGGCUGAGCAGGUAUUCAGGAUUGAGACCACACAGCAGUUGGCCAAAGGCCAUAUCCCACCUCCACUCCUACGGAGGAAACGAAGAGAGGAAAGUGGAAAAGACUGUUCUACUUCAUUUAUCAGGAGCAAAUCAUUGACUGAUAUCCCAAUGGUGCAUCCUGCACGUAAAGUUUCUGAAGGCAGUAACGUUGUGGAUGAGCACCAGCACACAGACACAGACAAGAAAUUGAAGAGCCAUGUUGAUGCCAGAGACAGUGAGGCUCACUGGCAAGAUGACUUGACAAAGUGGAAGAACCGUCGCAGGAGCACAAAGUCUGAUCUCCGCAGGAAGUCGCUUGACCGAGAACACGUCAUUAACAAGAUGACCAAUGGGGCUGUGAAUGACCAUGAAGAGAAGGGAAAACACGUGCAGCUGAAAAGAGACCAGCUGUCACCACAGAGGCACAGCCUUGCCCGACGCACUCACUCCACUUCUCCUCCAUCAAAGUGCUCAAGCUCUUUUUUCCGGCCACAUGCUCGAGCUCCACUGGCUCGAAGUUAUGCCACUGAGGUGCCUCUUGGCACUGUGUCUUCUCAUAGCCAACAGAAUUUUUCCCCGACACAGGCAUCCUUGGUUGGCACCAUGCCCGACUCUAAUGGAAACAUCUUGGGGGAAGAGACCCAUUUUUCAUCUUUGGCAUUAAAUCGAACAACAGUAACCACUCCCACUCAAAACCACCCUUUUAGCUCGCAAACCCAGUUAAAAUCCCAAGGAAUUCCAGAUCCCUUCCAUCCUACAACACACAUGACUCAGCCAGAGAACGUUACAGCCCAAAUGUCUUCUUUGGUCACAACAAUGCUUCCAAAUGAGAGAGAAUCAGCUCGCUCCAUGAAUUUAUCUGACACUUUAGGAGAUCUCUCUGACCAGAGACAUAAGUUUGAAAAAGAGAGCUAUGGUUUCCCUUGGGAAAGCACAGAGGAGGAAAGUAAAUGCCAGCCAGCUUCAGGCACCAGGAAGUGUUUGGCAAGAGCUGCUUCUUGGUCGUGCUCAGCCAGUCUUCCACGUGGUUUCAGGCGAUCUGAAAGAUCAUGUCGUCUCUCGUCCGUCAUCACCGCCAGGCCCUUUGGGACCAGGAUGUCCACGUUGCCAGGACUAUCUGACGUGAACAGUCCAACAGAGAAUCAGGGUCCAAUAUCGACUAGUGAAAGAGAGGGACGUGUUCCCCUGCCCACCAGUUCUUUGCUCAAAAGACAAACCGCCACCACCUAUCUAGGAACUUGGCAUCAGGAUCCAAUGCAGACCACCAACCAAAUAGAGAAGGCUUCUUUAGCAAAGGAAGCAUGGAAUAGUCUCCCUGACCAGACCUUCCAGACCAAUGGCUUCCCGCAUCAGUCCCAAACAUAUUUGAAUAUGCAGCCUCAACACAGCCAACUCACAUCUCUUCAACGUAAUGUCAGCAUGGACGUUCCAAAGGUGGACUGUAGCUACAUGAGCGUGAGUCUUGCUUUUAAACCGAACAGUCGACAAGACUUUGGUUUCCAGCCUCACUGGGAUGCUACUGGAGCAAGAAUAAAAUAUAUUCAGCCAGGCGGCCCAGCAGAGCUCUGCCAGCUGUGUGUAGACGAUGAGAUCGUGACUGUUGAUGGAGUUGCAGCAGCACACAUGAGCUCCAGUCUGUGGGAGGAAAAAAUGGCAUCUGCCUUGCAAUCUGGCACUCUUACCAUGGAUAUUUGUCGCUAUGUAAACAAGGGAGGUUCAGAAUCUGCAAUAUCUGAUCUCCAGGUGCCAUCUAUCAGCCACUCCUCAUCCAGCUGGUCAUGGGACCGUGAAGACGACCGCAGGCGUCAAGAGAAGUGGCAGGAAGAGCAGGAGCGCCUCCUACAGGAGCAAUAUGAGCGAGAUCAGCAGAGGCUGGAUACAGAAUGGCAGAAGACGCAGCAUGCUGCAGUGGAGGGGGAGGUGUGUAGCAGGAAUAACAUGGAGAUGAUCAGUGAUGGUGAGGCCCCUGUAAGAGGGAUUCAUGUGAAUGGUUUGACAAACACAGAAGAGCAGAGGCCUCAAGAGCUAAGCGCUCAUAAUAGCUCAAAGAAGGAUCAUAAUGAAAAGAUCAAUGAAGACUGGGCUGAAGGCUCCUCUGACUUUGCUCAGCUUUCUCCCGCACACAGGACAAAGUCCUUGUCUACUCCAGCAUUAAGUGGUCCACAAAAACAGCAAAAAGGUGAUCCAAAGAAAAGGAAAGGGGAGCCAGUUUCAAAGGCUGAGCAAGAGAGGCAGCAGAUCUUGGAGGAGAUGAAGAAGAGGACUCAGCUUCUGACGGACAACAGCUGGAUACGUCAGCGCAGCAGCAGUUUUUACAAGGAACCCAUCUACAUCGGGAUGCCUCUGAAGAGGUACGAGUCUCUUGACAUCCUUGAAACAUCGCACUCGACCUCCAUGGCUGGUUAUCCCCGACCACACUCGGCUGCUGCCAGUUAUUGUGGUCCAAUUAGGAACUCCUCCUCCCGCUACAAUACUGGAUCCAUGACAUCCCAGAGAAAUACACCCACAGACUUGCGUCCUGGCAGUGUGUGGGCUGCCAACAGUAUCUUGGAAAAACAGAGACUGCUGUCCAGGUUCGUGUCCGACACAAGAAGCCAUACUGUGAGCCCUGCUAUUUCCAGCUUAAGUACUAGAUGAAAUGACAAACUUCUGGUGUGAUUGUCAAGCAAAAACAACUAAAUAUAUCUCUGACAACAUUUUAGCCACCAGUUCCCCAUCCGUGUGACCAAGAGAAGGUACUCAUGCUUGCGGAGUAAGGUAAUAAAUGAGACCCUCAGCACUGCUGGAAUACACUCGUCAUUCUGAAUUGUGGUCAUUAAUUGUGAACUAGGAAAGCAGACCAUGGCUUUCAUUUUAUCAACUUGGAUUUAGUAUAUGGAAUAAAGAAAUAUGUUGUUCAAUGUCAAGUUAUUUUAUUUAAUGUCACUUGAUUGUUUAAAUGUUUUGUGGAAGAUUGCAUUGUGGCUAUAGCUAGAUAUUGUCUAUUAAUAUAUCGCUGUUUGGGAGCACAUGUACUAGAGCACUUUUGCCCUCCUAAUAUAAUCUCACUAUGUGCACAUUGGUAUAAAUCAGUGCUUUGACGCAUUCAUAAUAAAAUGGGCAUAUUUAACGCAAUGUCUUCUGUGCAGUGUUUUAAAGAUUUCUGCGAUUCAUGUUUUGGCCACACGGGGGCAGCCUUUCUCUCCUAAAGUAAAUGAUGGCGCCACUUCGUGUUCCAAACUUAAUGUCAAUAUCACUAUAUGGUCUGUGGCAUGGAUUUACACCGAACACAGUGGUUUAUGUAAUAUCUAAAUAG
Messenger RNA from Dunckerocampus dactyliophorus (ringed pipefish), 4085 nucleotides. RefSeq names its product LIM domain only protein 7-like. Lineage: Eukaryota; Metazoa; Chordata; Actinopteri; Syngnathiformes; Syngnathidae. The transcript is spliced from 26 exons. The record is from RefSeq and is a predicted model, not a curated record. Gene Ontology annotation, biological process: regulation of cell adhesion; regulation of signaling. Gene Ontology annotation, molecular function: protein binding. The coding region runs from base 152 to 3427 and encodes 1091 amino acids.